AUGUCACCUUCAUCAAAUAGCGAACUAGAGAUAUUUAAAGAAGAUUACGUUAAUGAGAGCCACAUACAAUCUUUCAGAUUAGCAUUAAGUCAGGUCGACAGUAUAGAUAAAGAUACGCGGAUAUCUGCACUCAGUGACUUUGCACCCGUCCAUGAGAGAGUUCAAAGAAGGCCCAAGUCGAAAUCAUCUCUAGCGUACACAACUAUCAGAUAUCCAUUACUCGUAAUCUUGUUCUUCACUAUAUCCAUAGAAUUCUUCAUAUACGUCUCUAUACGCCAGAUAGUUAACUUAUGGGAAUGGGCCAUUCAGCACAGAGGCAAGUCUGGUCGUAUUAGGCAGAAAAUGAGGAAUGCAAGGGACUUCGAUCAAUGGAAGAGUGCUGCAAUUGAAAUGGACAACCACUUGGGCUUGGAUACUUGGAAAUUAGACAAUCAAAGUGGUAUUUACUACGACUCAUUAUUAGUUGAAAAAGUGAUAUCUUCUUUGAAAGAUAAGCGCCAUAGUGAUGACAUACAGGGUUUGCUAGGCGUACUUGAAGUCUGCGUUAAGAACAAUUUCGCAGGCACAGAAAGCACUCGUCUAUAUAGUGAAACUUUCUAUGGAACUAAACUUCUUAUUGAAGAAUACAUCAAUGAGAUAAGCCAAUCACUAGCAAUCAUUCGUGACCAUCCCUCUGUAACAAUUGAACAAAAGCGCGUUCUUUUCAAAUCUUUUAGUCGCAAUUUUGGCCAAUCAGCAUUAUGUUUAUCUGGUGGCGGAUCUUUUGGAUAUUAUCAUUUCGGUGUCUUAAAAGCUUUUUUAGAUGCCAAACUUUUACCUCGAGUAAUUACUGGAACUUCAGCAGGCGGACUGGUCGCAGCAUUAUGUGCAACCCGGAAUGACCAAGAACUAUCCCAAUUGCUUAGACCUGAACUUGCAGAUAAGAUAAGUGCUUGUGAAGAAUCCAUUUCGAUUUGGUUUAGACGAUGGUGGCGUACUGGAGCCAGGUUUGAUACCGUGUCUUGGGCCAGAAAGUCAAUGUUCUUUACAAGAGGUACUAUGACAUUUCAAGAAGCAUACGAACGAACGGGAAGAUCGUUGAAUAUUUCAGUCACACCAUCAGACAGGCAUAGCCCUACAAAGAUUCUAAAUCAUUUGACAGCACCUGAUUGUGUAAUUUGGUCAGCAAUUAUUGCCUCGGCAGCUGUACCAGGUAUCUUACCGCCAGUCGUUUUGAUGCGUAAAUGUCGAGAUGGUUCCAUUGAGCCUUUUAGUCUGGGUGCUAGAUUUAAAGAUGGAUCGAUACGUGUUGAUAUUCCGUUACAAUCAUUGAAUCUCUUAUACAACGUCAAUCAUGCGAUUGUAUCACAAGUCAAUCCUCACGUACAUUUAUUCUUCUAUGCGCCGAGAGGAUCGGCUGGAAAGCCGGUAGCACAUCGAAGGGGACAAGGAUGGCGUGGUGGCUUCUUUUUAGCUGCAGCUGAGCAAUAUUUGAAAUUAGAACUCAGUAAAAAUUUGAAAGUUAUUAGAGAUUUGGAGUUAAUGCCGGAGAUAUUAGCGACAGACUUCUCUUCAGUGUUCCUUCAAAAGUUUGAAGGUAGUAUAACUAUAUGGCCAAGAACUAGAUUCCUUGAUUGGAUUCAUAUAUUAUCAGAUCCCGAUAGAACUGAAUUGAAGCGGAUGAUGAAAAUGGGCCAGUUAGCAGCAUGGCCAAAAUUGCAUAUAGUCGAAAAUAGGUUCAAGAUUGAACGGGAAAUUUUGAAAGGUAGACAACUAGUGAGGGAUUAUAACAGAUCAAACAAAACAUCAACAAAGAACAUCGAACAAAUCGAUCUAAAGUCUUACUAUAAUUCUGACAUUGACUCAAAGCAAGUUGAUGGUACAGCUCAAGAAAAUAUUGAAAGGACUAAGUUAGUUAAUGAUCUCAAAACAUUCAAUGAAGGAAGUGAUUCUUCUUCAGAUGAUAACGAACCCCAUUUGUAA
This is a messenger RNA of Wallemia mellicola CBS 633.66, 1962 nucleotides long. RefSeq names its product patatin-domain-containing protein. Gene Ontology annotation, biological process: lipid metabolic process. The record is from RefSeq and is a predicted model, not a curated record. The transcript has 18 exons. Gene Ontology annotation, molecular function: triacylglycerol lipase activity. Lineage: Eukaryota; Fungi; Basidiomycota; Wallemiomycetes; Wallemiales; Wallemiaceae. Bases 1 to 1962 code for a protein of 653 amino acids.